AUGUCAGGAUGCUGGAAAUGCAAACGUGCCGGUGUGAAGUUCGAUCCAUUGGAUGUGGAGAACACAGGAGAGGGGACACCUGUGGCGAACGAUGAUUUGAAACCUAAUAAAGAAGAAGUUCCCGAAAGUUGCCCGAAAAAGAACAGAGUAACGUGUAAAUACUUGAUCGAUGCACGUUGGGAUCGUUUGUUCUCACAAUAUGUCUACAGUUUUUACUGGUCAACGCUGAUACUGACCACUAUUGGUGAGACUCCAAAGCCGGUGGAAAAUGCCGAAUACAUAUUCAUCACAAUCGACUUUCUAGCCGGCGUGCUGAUAUUCGCAACUGUUGUCGGUAAUGUGGGUGCUAUGAUAACAAACAUGAAUGCAGCCAGAACGGAAUUUCAAAACCGCAUGGAUGGCGUUAAACGAUAUAUGGAAUUCCGUAAGGUGAACAAGGCGCUAGAGAUGCGAGUUAUUCGCUGGUUCGACUACCUGUGGACAAACAAACAGUCUUUGGAAGAAGAUACAUUGAAUGCAUUACCAGACAAGCUGAAGGCAGAGAUUGCUAUUCACGUGCACUUUGAUACGUUGCAACGCGUGAGCAUUUUUAAGGAUUGCGAUCCCGGUCUACUGGUGGAGUUAGUGCUGAAGCUCAAAUUGCAAGUCUUCUCUCCAGGUGACUACAUAUGUCGUAAAGGUGAUAUUGGAAAAGAAAUGUACAUUGUCAAGCGUGGCAAACUGAGUGUGGUUUCAGAAGACGGGAAGACGGUUUUUGUCACCCUUGGUGAAGGUUCGGUUUUUGGGGAAAUAUCGAUUCUCGAUAUUGCUGGUAACAAGACUGGGAACAGAAGAUCGGCCAACGUAUGCUCCGUCGGUUACUCCGAUCUAUUUUGUUUGAGUAAGGACGACUUGUGGGAUGCACUGAGAGAGUACCCGGAAGCCAAAGAAAUCCUCAUGAAACGCGGUGAAGAGAUACUGCGCAAGGAUAAUCUCAUUGACGAAGAAGUACUACGGAAAGCCAAAGAACAGAAGGAAAGUUUGGACGAAUAUGUUCGCCGUUUGGAGGGAACCGUGAAUAAUUUGAGCACAAGGCUAGCCAGACUUAUCGGAGAGUAUGGGGCUAGCCAAGCGAAACUGAAGCGUCGAAUCACACAGUUGGAAGAGUAUCAGUUUCACAUGCAGAGCCAACAAACGGAACACAAUGAUCUUCAGCCAGACAAUGCAACCUCGAUAACGCCCCCUAAAAAAGAAUCAUAUCAAAAUCAACAAUUCCUCAUGAUCCCACAAGACUUUCGUCAUGCUGAGUCUUCUGACAGCGGUAACAAGACUGGGAACAGAAGAUCGGCCAACGUAUGCUCCGUUGGCUACUCGGAUUUAUUUUGUCUGAGUAAGGACGACUUGUGGGAUGCACUGAGAGAGUACCCGGAAGCCAAAGAAAUCCUCAUGAAACGCGGUGAAGAGAUUUUGCGCAAGGAUAACCUCAUUGACGAAGAAGUACUACGGAAAGCCAAAGAACAGAAGGAAAGUUUGGACGAAUAUGUUCGCCGUUUGGAGGGAACCGUGAAUAAUUUGAGCACAAGGCUAGCCAGACUUAUCGGAGAGUAUGGGGCUAGCCAAGCGAAACUGAAGCGUCGAAUCACACAGUUGGAAGAGUAUCAGUUUCACAUGCAGAGCCAACAAACGGAACACAAUGAUCUUCAGCCAGACAAUGCAACCUCGAUAACGCCCCCUAAAAAAGAAUCAUAUCAAAAUCAACAAUUCCUCAUGAUCCCACAAGACUUUCGUCAUGCUGAGUCUUCUGACAGCGGUGGUUAUCAAAUGAGAAGGCAUGAUUCUUUAAGUUCUCUGGACUCUUCGUUGAGCAGUGCUACCAUAAACUGA
Molecule: messenger RNA, 1863 nt
Organism: Opisthorchis viverrini
Lineage: Eukaryota; Metazoa; Platyhelminthes; Trematoda; Opisthorchiida; Opisthorchiidae
Exons: 6
Coding region: 1-1863 (620 amino acids)
Biological process (GO): monoatomic cation transmembrane transport
Cellular component (GO): intracellular cyclic nucleotide activated cation channel complex; plasma membrane
Molecular function (GO): intracellularly cGMP-activated cation channel activity; protein-containing complex binding; cGMP binding
Source: RefSeq, a predicted model, not a curated record